AUGGAAGGAAAGGUGCUCGAACUAAAGAGCGGUAUCUGUCCAACACUCCUCUGUACACACGCCACUGCAUCGUUGGCCCGCGACUAUUGGGCACUCAAACCACUCUUAUUUUUCACCAAAGACGGUCUCCGUGAAGACAUUCAUCGUUGGAAUAUCGAUAUUCUCAAUCAAUCACCAUUACUCAAUAGCGCUGGUGGCGGUGGUGGUGAAAAUGGAUCUGGCAAAGAUGAUAAUCACGAAAAAAAGAUAGAAUUUGAAAACUUUAUUAGAAAGAGUAAAUUGUAUGCCAAGGAUCCAUUGAUUUGCAAGGUACUUGGUAUUACUAGUGAAAUGCAUGCAAUGGCCAAGGUAGCCAUUCUCGUCUACAUUCCAGAGUUAAAGUGGUGGAAAAAGGUAGAUCAAUUCCAAUCAAACAUUAUCAGCUUUGAAAACGAUCUUUUGUUGCGUGAAAUCUUUACUCAUCCAUCGAGUAAAAAGAUCAAUUCACUCAACCCAGCCGAAUACAAACUAUUCAAGGAUCUACUCCCCUUUACCACUGACAAUCAACGUCUAGAGUUUCUCGGUGACUCUAUCCUCAAGUUUUGUGCAUCCAUCUAUCUCUUUUUCAAGUAUCCCAAAGCCAACGAAGGAGAGUUGACAACCAGAAGAAGUGAAUUGACCAACAACACUUAUCUACUCGAAAAGUGUAAUGAAUGGGGUAUCAUUGAAUUACUUCGUUACUCUAGCACUGAAGAUAUUAAAAAACCAAAGGCCGAUGUCAUGGAAGCAAUGUUUGGUGCAAUCUUUUUAGAAAGAGGAUUUAAAGAAGUCUAUCGUUUUAUCGUUCAUACCGUUUACAAUGAUCAUCAAUAUUCAACUUUACCAACUUUUAAAUGUAAUCAUUCUUUUGAAAGACAAUUAUCAUCAAUACAAUCAAAAUUUUUAUUUGAUGUUCAAGUAAAGAUUAGUAAAGUAUGUUUAUUAGAGGAUGCAAUUACAUGUUUGGGAGAUCAAAAUUAUUCUUAUCAAAGAUUAGAGUUUUUGGGUGAUUCCUAUUUGGAUGGUAUUGUAUCACAUUUCUUGUAUCGUGAAUUCCCACUAGAGAAUGAAGGUUUCUUGUCACAAGCAAGAGCACUUUUGGUUAGAAAUGAAGCAUUGGCUCAAAUUAGUCAAAGAAUCAAACUCUACCAAUUGGUAACCGAUCCAAGUGCCACCUUUAGUACCAAGAGACUUGGUGAUCUAUUUGAAGCAUUCAUUGGAGGUGUAUUGUUGGACAAUGAAUUGGAAGAUACCAAGAAACUUAUCUACCGUCUACUUAAUCUAAACAAGGAUUAUGUCGUAGAGAUUUUAGAGGCUCAUUAUGCCAGUUCAAGACCUGUCCCACACAAUUCAACUGAAAUGAUACCAGAUUCCGAAGUAUUACCAGUUCGUAUCGAUCAAAUGCUCGAUAACCAACCCAUUGCAUCAACCAUUCCUCCCAAAAAACAACGUAAUGGUAUUUAUUUAAAUAAUUCACCAAUCUCUUCUGCAGUUUCAAUUUCUCCAGAAUCUUCAUCCUCUUCCACCUUGUCCUCUCCACCAGUUAUUACUCCUCCUAUAACAAUUAAUCAAGGAUCUACCACUCCUCCCAUGACUGUUACCAGUACAAGUAUAAUGGAUGUUGAUGUUCAAGAUAAACAAGAUGAACAAGUUCAACAACAACAACAAGUAAUAUUAAAUGUUGAAGAAGAACAAAAAGAAAUGACAAUAUAA
This is a messenger RNA of Cavenderia fasciculata, 1731 nucleotides long. It is a transcript of the gene drnA-2, whose product is annotated as putative RNase III. NCBI's taxonomy places the organism in Eukaryota, Evosea, Eumycetozoa, Acytosteliales, Cavenderiaceae. The record is from RefSeq and is a predicted model, not a curated record. Gene Ontology annotation, cellular component: nucleus. The transcript has 2 exons. Gene Ontology annotation, molecular function: double-stranded RNA binding; ribonuclease III activity. The coding region runs from base 1 to 1731 and encodes 576 amino acids. Gene Ontology annotation, biological process: regulation of gene expression; rRNA processing; primary miRNA processing.